This is a messenger RNA of Beauveria bassiana ARSEF 2860, 1353 nucleotides long. RefSeq names its product vegetative cell wall protein gp1. NCBI's taxonomy places the organism in Eukaryota, Fungi, Ascomycota, Sordariomycetes, Hypocreales, Cordycipitaceae. The record is from RefSeq and is a predicted model, not a curated record. The transcript has a single exon. The coding region runs from base 1 to 1353 and encodes 450 amino acids.
AUGAGCUUUCCCUCGCCAAUGACGCCGGGCUCUACACCCCAAUAUGAUCGCGAUUAUCGCGACUAUUCUGCCACCCCUUCGCCGAGACGAGACUGGACCUUCGACAGCCCGACGACGCCCAUUCGCCCUGCCACGCGUGCCGCUCACGGACGGGCUGCCAGCUACUCUCAGCGCUCUCCAUUCCCGCCUCACCCGCAGGUAGUCCGCCCGCAGCCGCCCGUCUACAGUCCUCAUCCGUGGGGGGACUCGCCGCGAUACACCAGCGAUGGGGUCUACGCCGCCAGGGUUGAUGUUGAUGUGAGUCCCAAACAUUUCUCGUCGUCGCGCCGGCCUUCGGCUUCGUUCCACAUUCCCUCGCGGGGCGAUCGCAGACACUCGUAUUUCCAUGUCCGGGCUUCUACUCCCUAUGGAGAAUCCGACGAGGACGAGAUCAUCGAGACGCUGGCAGGUACCUACAUCUUGCCAGGUCAAUCACGCCGCCGCACCGGCCAACGCCCCGACAAUCACCAUGGAUAUCAUGACGGAGGGCGGUACACUAAUGAGCAUGAUUAUCAGCAGACCCAGCAGCCUCCAUCUUACUACUAUCACAAUGGCUACGAUUACCCUACCUAUGGCGGCGCUGCUACGCCUGGUCCCGACCGCUUCACCCCUCGCGAGUCGCCUCAGAGCCCGCGUUUCCAGACCCGUCCCCCUACUAGCUUCAGCCACUCCCGCCAUUCCUCCAUGGCUACCCCCAAACGCCCCUCUACUGCACGCCCCCAGAGCUCCCACAAGACAAAGCCCAACCCAGAUGAGCCUCCUGCUCCCCGCAAGGCAACCGAGGCCGAUGCAAAGCGCCACAGGAUACCUGCUGGCUAUGCUCUCAAGAAUUGGGAUCCCGAGGAGCGACCCAUUCUCCUGCUCGGCAGUGUCUUUGACUUCAACAGCUUAGGCAAGUGGAUCUUUGAUUGGACUGUCUAUCGUGAAGGCCGUGGCGCUCCCAUUGCCGACAUUGCCGGUGAAUUAUGGCUGCUUCUGAUCCAGCUCAACUCCAAGAUCAAGGUCACUGAAAACGUCAUUGGCAGUGUUCGCAACCCCGAAAGCCGCGACUUGCUUGGAGACUUUGUCGAAUCAGGCGAGCGUCUCAUGGAGAAGCUGCGAGCUCUUCUCAAGGCCUGUGAGGCUCCCAUGCUCAAGGCGGCCAAGAAGCGCCAGUCUGGUCUGGGCAAGAGCUCUGGUAUCGAGUUUGUCCAUACUCUCUUCGGUCCCGACCGCGAGGGCGAACAGACAGACAAGUUUAUGCAGAGCAUUCGUCUAUUUAUUCUCCGCUUUGAUGCCAAUUGUGAUGACAUUGUCCGGAACCCCACCCGAUAA